AUGUUUGGAGGAUUCGCACCGCCCCAGUUCUCCAAGGAGGAGCUCGAACAGCACGAGGCCGAAGCUGCAUUCACCGUCCAACAGUUCCUCGCUGCGGCUGUUGCUCUCUACUUUGCUCCCUUCGCCGUCGAUGCCGUAUCUAGCAUAUUCUAA
Molecule: messenger RNA, 153 nt
Organism: Hypoxylon trugodes
Lineage: Eukaryota; Fungi; Ascomycota; Sordariomycetes; Xylariales; Hypoxylaceae
Product: mitochondrial outer membrane translocase complex, subunit Tom5
Exons: 3
Coding region: 1-153 (50 amino acids)
Cellular component (GO): mitochondrial outer membrane; mitochondrial outer membrane translocase complex
Molecular function (GO): transmembrane protein transporter activity
Source: RefSeq, a predicted model, not a curated record